Molecule: messenger RNA, 5938 nt
Organism: Haliotis rufescens (red abalone)
Lineage: Eukaryota; Metazoa; Mollusca; Gastropoda; Lepetellida; Haliotidae
Product: sortilin-related receptor-like
Exons: 31
Coding region: 10-4860 (1616 amino acids)
Biological process (GO): post-Golgi vesicle-mediated transport
Cellular component (GO): membrane; Golgi apparatus
Molecular function (GO): protein binding
Source: RefSeq, a predicted model, not a curated record
AAGAUAAACAUGGCGGCGGCAGCAAGGAUUUGGGCACCUGCCCUAUUCUUGGUGUACAGUUUCUUACACAACAACUGUCACGCGACGAGAUUCGGUCGGGUAGCAGACACACUUUUCUUCCCUCCUCUUUCCGAAGGCGAGAAAAUGGGGCACAACAUACAAGUAUUAGAGUCAAAGGCUGAAGACGAGGUGGAUCAACUCCUUCGUCGAUACACCAGAUCGGUACCAACGCAAAGUCCCGCGACUGGGGAUGCACAAGAAACAAGCAUAUUUGAUCUCCAUGACAACCACACAACGCUGGUCGUCCACUGGGCAGGGGAGCGCAGUAAAGUCAUCAUUGCGUUGGCGAGGAAUGGACUUGGCACCUCAGGAAGUAGAGUGUUUGUAUCAAGGGAUUAUGGGAAGAACUUCAGCGACAUCAGCAGCCUGAUGAUGCAUGACGGGAAGAAGGCUGAGAUCACUCACUACUAUAACACUCCAUCACACAACAGUCACUACAUCUUCACGGACAUAGAGGACCGAUGCAUAUUCACCACCAGGGACUAUGCCAGGUCAUUCAGCACAAUCUGUGGCUUGACCUUCAAACCUCGUCAGAUCUCCAUCAACAGUGUCAACCCAGACUUGGUUCUUGCCAUGGACGAACAGAGCUCUACAAAAGAGCUGUACCUGUCACAGGACUUCGGGUUUACCUGGCGUAGAGUUGGCGAUAAUGUGAAAUCCUUCUACUGGGGAGUGCUACCUUACGACACAGCAGCGACCAUCUAUGUGGAAGAGGAGCGGCCCCAAGGAUUUGUUAUGUUAGACGUUGUAUACAAGAGCACAGAUCUGUUCCGGACAUCAGCCAAUAAGAAGACUCUCAUUUCAGACGUGAAGGACUUUGAAGUCCGAGGGAAAUACAUGUUUGCUACAAAAAACGUGCGACUGCUUGGAGCAACCGAGUCGUACACCCAACUGUGGGUGUCAUCGGACAGAGGGCCCUUCCUCAAGGCGGAGUUCCCCUCACCCCACAACCAUGAGUAUUACAUCGCGGAUGCUUCAGAGGAUCAGGUGAUGGUGUGUGUUUACCACAACAGCAGUGCCACCAACCUCUACAUCUCUGAGGUGAAGGGCUUCCGGUUCUCGCUGUCACUGGAGAGAGUCGUCUACUACAACCCGAAGGGAGCUAACAAAGACACAUGGCUCAGGUACUACACAAACGAGACAUUUGCUGACAUUCAUCGAGUUGAUGGCAUGCGAGGUAUCUUCAUAGCGUCCCAGCUCCUUACAGCAGCUCUUGACAUAGACCAGCAGCGGAGCUUGAUCACCUUCGACAAGGGCGGCGAAUGGCAGCUCAUCCGAGCACCGGCCGACGGGGACCGAGAUGCCAACUGCUCCCAGGCUAAAGUAACACCUUGGUCGUCCAGAGAGCUGACGAACUGCUCGCUCCACGUGACCCAGCAGCUGCAUCGCUUCUAUCCCAGCAGCCGCACCCCUCUCAUCAUGUCUCGCAAGUCCGCCCCGGGGAUCAUCAUCGCAUCAGGGGUCAUCGGCACCAAGAUCAAACACAACCCCAACGUGUUCGUGUCCUCCGAUGCAGGAUACACAUGGACGCAGGUGUUGCAUGGGGAGUACCUGUACACCUUCGCUGACCACGGCGGGAUACUGCUGUCAGCCAAACAGUAUGAUGUCACGGACACCGUGUACUAUUCGGUUGACGAAGGCAGCAACUGGAUAGCCAAGAAGUUCACGAAUACAUCCAUCCGUAUCUACGGCAUUCUCACCGAACCAGGGGAGGCAACUACUGUGUUUUCUGUGUUUGGAUCGCACACGGGACGUCACAGUUGGCUCAUCAGCCAGCUCAACAUGACCAAUGUUCUGAAAUCGAAGUGUAAAGACGACGCCUACAAGAUGUGGUCCUUCACGAUGGUCAACGACACCAAGGGCUGCCUGCUUGGCCGCCGCACACAGUACCGCAGGCGGAUCAAGCAGACUGUGUGCUACAAUGGUUAUGACUAUGAACAAGAGAUCCGCCUCGAGAACUGUCCCUGCACCAGAAUGGACUAUGAAUGUGACUUCGGCUUCAUCCAGAGAAACAUGUCGUACGACUGCAUCCAGGACCAACACGUGAACGCGGCCGACAUCCACCAUGUGCCCAGCCCUUGCCCUCCAACUACCUACUACCCCUACACCCGCGGGUACCGGAAGGUCGCUGGGGACACCUGUCGUGACGGGGAUGAACACAGAUUUGCUCCCCUCAGAUAUUCCUGCCCUAUCAGAGAGAGGAAGGAGUUUCUCCUUUUCACAAAUAGGUCCUGCAUUAACAUGAUCAACCUUGAAGACAACCACUUCGAAACCAUCGUUAGUCAGGGGAUUGAGCACGUGACUGCGGUGGAGUUCGACUAUGCCCAUAACUGUUUGUUCUGGGCCGACAUAUCGCUGAAAAGAAUCAAUCACUUGUGCCUGAACGGCAACCAGACUGUGUCGCCGGUGGUUCUGAGAGACUUGUACACCGUGGAGGCACUAGCACUGGACUGGACAGCCCACACCCUGUUCUGGGUGGACUCCGAAAACCACAGCAUCUCCGUCGUCCGUACCAAUGGACGCUUCAGACGGACUCUGUACAAGGGAUCUGACGUGCUGGAACGGCCCCGGGCUCUCGUCCUUGACCCUCAUCAUGGAUACAUGUACUGGACUGACUGGUCUUACUCCAACCCCCGGAUCGCCCGAGCCUGGAUGGACGGCACGAACACGUCUGUACAGACCAUUGUCAAUGGCUCCAAUGUGCGCUGGCCCAACGGCCUGGCCAUUGACUUGCCCUCGGAGCAGCUGUUCUGGACUGAUGCUGGUCUCCACAAACUGUUUGUGUCUGACCUGGAGGGCCAGAACAUCCGCACGCUGGUUCGGGGGAUGCUGAAUGCCCCUCAUCCUUUCUCCAUUGCGGUCUACAAGAACAACAUCUACUGGGCGGACUGGUCCAGGGACGCAGUGUUGACGGCAGACAAGGAGCAUGGCUGGGGGCUCACUGCGGUGAGAGGGUCCUUGCCUUCCAACAUCCUGGACCUGAAGGUCGUCUCCCACACCUCUCAGCAAGCCAACAGCGCCUGCACACUGAACAGCUGCACCCAGCUGUGCAUGCCACGCCCCCCUCCAGCUGACCACAAGUCUCACCACAACCGGACGUGCAAGUGUGGGGACGGCGUGUCCCACUCCCUCACCUCCAGCGGGGACGAGCAGUGCAAGUGUGAGUCGGGCGAGGUGAACAACCAGGGCAUCUGUAGCCACAACUCCACCACUACCUGUUCUGCGGAUAGAUUCAAGUGUCGAAACUCCCGAUGUAUCCCCCUCAUCUGGCAGUGUGAUAACGACAACGACUGCACCGAUGGCAGCGAUGAAGUAGAUUGUCCCUAUGCGACGUGUGCGGAGAACAGUUUCCAGUGCACAAAUGGACAGUGUAUUCCUGAGAGAUGGAAGUGUGACUACGACAAUGAUUGUGGGGACAGUUCUGACGAGCGCAACUGUAAACACACCAACUGCAAUGCCAGCCAGUUCCAGUGUCACAACAGACGCUGCAUCAGCAAGAAGUGGGUGUGUGACAACGACAAUGACUGCCACGACAACUCGGAUGAAGUCAACUGUACCACAGUCGCUCCGUGCCAGGCGUGGGAGAGAAGUUGCAGCAGCGGCGAGUGCAUCAGCUCACAGGCCCACUGUAACGGGGUGUUCGACUGCCUGGACCACACUGACGAACAGAACUGCACCAGUUUGACCUGCCCCCCCUGGCGCCACCUGUGUGCCUCGGGCAACCAGUGCGUCUUCCUCACCUGGCUAUGUGAUGGGGAGAAGGACUGCUCUGAUGGCAGCGAUGAAGACCACUGCACAGUAAGCACGACCAGUGUCCCAGUUUCGAGACCCACAACAGCCCCGCCGUCGUGCCAUGUGUGGCAGUUCCAUUGCAACAACAACUUCUGCAUCUGGCAUGGGUCCCGAUGUGACGGCUUCAACGACUGCGGAGACAACUCGGACGAAGUGGAUUGUGGGGACCGAGUCAGCACGACGACAUCGCCAAGGCCAGGCACCUGCAACUACUAUCAGUGGACGUGUAACAGUGGCCAGUGCAUCAACGCAGGCCAGCGCUGUGACAACACGACCGACUGCUGGGAUGGCAGCGAUGAAAUCAGCUGUGAGUCAACGUGUGGCGCCACCGAGUUCCUUUGCUACAAGUCUACCUUACCACCUAACUGCAUCAGGAACUCGUGGGUGUGUGACGGCAUGAACGACUGCCAGGGCGGGGAGGAUGAGAGAAACUGCAGUGGGUUGGCGUGCACUCCUGACCAUUUCAAGUGUACAUACUCCUACGGCUGUAUCCCUCAACAGCAAGUGUGUGACGGAACUGUCGACUGUUCGGAUAGCUCUGAUGAGAGAGGCUGUGAUACCAACGCAACAAUGAGUCCCAUCCCGCCAGGGAACCGUUGCCAGCAGCCUGACAAGUUCUUCCAGUGCCCCCAGGAGGAAACCUGCAUCCUUUGGCUGUACGUGUGUGAUGGAAAGACCGACUGCAUGGACCGGGCCGACGAGAACCUUCCCAUGUGUGCCGCAGCAGCCAACCGUUUGUCAGUAUCAGCCAUUGCUUUGAAUGACAGCAUCACGGUCACCUGGAAUUCCAGAAUCAAACCAUCAUCAGGAACACAGUAUAUCAUCACUUGUCUUGACACAACUGACAGUAACAAUUGGGUGAAUCGCACAGUGGCCGAUGUGCAACACUUCACUCUGCAGCACCUGCAGCCUGUCACAACCUACAAAGUGGCCGUAAACCCAACUCACUCACUCACUCACUCACUCACUCACUCACUCACUCAUGUGGUACAUUCUGUGUUCCAGUGACACAACUGACAGUAACAAUUGGGUGAAUCGCACAGUGGCCGAUGUGCAACACUUCACUCUGCAGCACCUGCAGCCUGUCACAACCUACAAAGUGGCCGUAAACCCAACUCACUCACUCACUCACUCAUGUGGUACAUUCUGUGUUCCAGUGACACAACUGACAGUAACAAUUGGGUGAAUCGCACAGUGGCCGAUGUGCAACACUUCACUCUGCAGCACCUGCAGCCUGUCACAACCUACAAAGUGGCCGUAAACCCAACUCACUCACUCACUCACUCACUCACUCACUCAUGUGGUACAUUCUGUGUUCCAGUGACACAACUGACAGUAACAAUUGGGUGAAUCGCACAGUGGCCGAUGUGCAACACUUCACUCUGCAGCACCUGCAGCCUGUCACAACCUACAAAGUGGCCGUAAACCCAACUCACUCACUCACUCACUCACUCACUCACUCACUCACUCAUGUGGUACAUUCUGUGUUCCAGUGACACAACUGACAGUAACAAUUGGGUGAAUCGCACAGUGGCCGAUGUGCAACACUUCACUCUGCAGCACCUGCAGCCCGUCACAACCUACAAAGUGGCCGUAAACCCAACUCACUCACUCACUCACUCACUCACUCACUCACUCACUCAUGUGGUACAUUCUGUGUUCCAGUGACACAACUGACAGUAACAAUUGGGUGAAUCGAACAGUGGCCGAUGUGCAACACUUCACUCUGCAGCACCUGCAGCCCGUCACAACCUACAAAGUGGCCGUAAACCCAACUCACUCACUCACUCACUCAUGUGGUACAUUCUGUGUUCCAGUGACACAACUGACAGUAACAAUUGGGUGAAUCGCACAGUGGCCGAUGUGCAACACUUCACUCUGCAGCACCUGCAGCCUGUCACAACCUACAAAGUGGCCGUAAACCCAACUCACUCACUCACUCACUCAUGUGGUACAUUCUGUGUUCCAGUGAUACAACUGACAGUAACAAUUGGGUGAAUCGCACAGUGGCCGAUGUGCAACACUUCACUCUGCAGCACCUACAGCCCGUCACAACCUACAAAGUGGCCGUAAACCUAACUCACUC